AUGCUCAUUGAUACGGUUACCGAAGAAGUCAGAAAGCUAUUCGAUAAAUAUACUCGAAACAAAGUGGCUGAGCCUGUACUUGCGCUCUCUCCGAGCGGGGCCACGAUAGCCUGGGUCAGCGACGAUGAAACGAUUUUCCUUCAAGAUGCAAUGACGAACAAGAUCAGCCACGAGCUUACCAAUCCUAACCUGUCUGUGGAGCAAUUGAUCUUCUCACCCGAUGGACAAUUGCUUGCGGCUAUACACCGGGAAUCUGCUAUCAGCAUUUGGCGCACAACGACAGGAGAGCGCCGAUUUUGUUUUUCUGGCAGAUAUAUGGACAGCAUUGCAUUUUCCCCAAAUUGUCGACUCAUUGCUUUGGUCGACUCCCAACAUCGAGGGGUGGUCGAGCUCUGGGACAUGGACGUCUAUCAAGCCGGUAUGGACGGUUGCAGCUCGGACACCAGUCUUGGGACCGCAGAAAAACAUCAGCUCAUCGUCAACCAAGAUCAAAAGCAGGAUGGCGCAAAGGCCAUCAAGGCCAUUACCUUCUCAACAGAUGGGAGAACAAUAGCUUCAACUAGUUCCGACAAUUGUGUUUGCAUCUGGGACUCAGCAACAGGGUCUGAAAUUCGGGAAUUGCGCCACCAAGAUCUAGUCAAGAAGAUUUUCUACUCAGCAGACAGCAAGUCGAUUGUAUCCCUGUCCGGGAGUAACACCAUUCUGAUCUGGGAUAUGUCCUCAAACGGCAGGAGACAAUUGGCUCACCAGGGUCGUAAUAUUGAAAGCAUCGCUCUCUCACCAGACGGCCAAACUUUAGCGUCUGUCGCUCUUGAUUCAAUCCAAAUAUGGGAUCUGCCCACGGGUCAAAAAACGCAAUACCUUCAACACCACGUCGAAGAUUUGAUUCCUAGCGCGGCAUUAUUCUUCGCCCGAACGGGGAAUCUUGCCAGGGCGGAAUUUUCUCCAAAUAGCAAAAUGCUAGCAGCAGGAGUCGGUGUGAGCAUUCAUGUGUGGGAAGUGGCAACAGGAAAAGAGAUACAGAAACUACAAGACCACCUCAACCUUAUAAUGCCCAUCACACCUCUCGCAUUUUCGUCGGACGGCAAGACGCUGUCUGCUUUGGCACAAAUAUCCGAACCUCAAAGAAAAGCUUUAGCAACUGGGCAGGUUAUAGUCUGGGAUGUUGAAACCGGGAUCAAGUCCUGGCUUCCACCGCACCCGGGGGCGAAUUAUUGUAAUGUAGCCCUUUCAUCGGAUGGCAAAGCCGUCUCCGCUAGCAUACAGCAUGGGGGUAGCAUUCUUAUCAUGCAAGACACUCACAGCCGAGAAAUUCAUCCGAUAGGCCGUUUCGAAACCAUGUCGUUCUCGGCCGACAAUCGGUACCUAGAGACGAAUAGAGGUCGGCUGAAGAUUGACGGUCAAGUGCCACAUACGACCCCAUUUGUGGGCUCAGACUGGGUGUGGCACGGCGGGAGGAGAGUCCUAUGGAUCCCUCCAAGCCAUAGAGGAUUUGUGUGUGCGUGCUACGGGAACACAUUUGCUCUCGGUUUCGAAAGUGAAGGGCUUCUAUUCUUGAGAUUCGAUUCUGAUUGACGAUCCUCCGGAAAAAUGGCGGGGGAUUGUUUACCAUCUGCAUCUUUUAAUAUCUACGACCAUCUCGGGAUUAAUAUUGAACAAUGCAAAGAAGGGUGAUUUAUAGAGCCCAGUUACUCCGAGCAUCACUCUAUCAAGGAGACAUCGCACCCCUGCCAUUUUCGCAGUUUUCCGGUUAAUUCUUGGGAAGGAUUUGAAUGAACUCAAGAGGAAUAUCUUGGUUUGAACUAUUGCCGUAGUGGUAGAGGUGAUGAUGAGCAUGGCUAUCUGUGGUGAAGAC
Aspergillus calidoustus is the source of this 1855-nucleotide messenger RNA. The record is from the annotation of a GenBank genome assembly. NCBI's taxonomy places the organism in Eukaryota, Fungi, Ascomycota, Eurotiomycetes, Eurotiales, Aspergillaceae.